Molecule: messenger RNA, 2058 nt
Organism: Scophthalmus maximus (turbot)
Lineage: Eukaryota; Metazoa; Chordata; Actinopteri; Pleuronectiformes; Scophthalmidae
Gene: ankra2
Product: ankyrin repeat, family A (RFXANK-like), 2
Exons: 9
Coding region: 222-1166 (314 amino acids)
Biological process (GO): regulation of gene expression
Cellular component (GO): nucleus
Molecular function (GO): protein binding
Source: RefSeq, a predicted model, not a curated record
UGCGCAAAUUUAGACAAACGUCAACAACCGAAGGGAAAGGCACAAGUGCAUGAAGAUAUGAGAGAAAAGCAAUGUCUUGCCGAGUGAGAUAUGUUUUCAUUUCAGAAAAAAAUGGCUUUUGAAGACGUUUACGCGUUAUGGGUUUUCUGGUGAAAUUUCUUCUUCGGCGCGCUGUGGCCUCAGUUUAAUCUCAGUUUGACAGCUCGGCGAGUGAUCAGAGGAUGGACAACGCCACCGUGUCCGCCUCGGAUGGGACGGGAGAGUGUUCCCUGGUGUCUGAGGAAAUGGAGGGGAUCUGCGUCAUGCCAGACUUAAGUGCCAUCAAGACCGAGGGUGCAGUCCCGGAUGACGCUGGCACCCAAAAUGUGGCCAUGGGCAUUAAGUUCAUCUUGCCCAAUCGCUUUGACAUGAACGUUUGCUCCAGAUUUGUCAAGUCGCUGAACGAGGAAGACAGCAAGAACAUCCAGGACCAGGUGAACUCUGAUCUGGAGGUGGCCUCUGUUUUAUUCAAGGCUGAGUGCAAUAUCCAGACCUCGCCCUCCCCAGGGAUACAAGUGCGCCACGUUUACACACCGUCCACCACCAAACAUUUCUCCCCCAUCAAACAGUCCACCACACUCACCAACAAGCACCGCGGCAACGAGGUUUCAUCCACACCUCUUCUGGUGCAUUCUUUGUCCAUUCAUCAGCUGGCAGCCCAAGGAGAAAUGGUGUUUCUGGCCAGCAGGAUUGAACAAGAGACUGUGAUCAAUCUCCAAGACGAGGAAGGCUUUACGCCCCUGAUGUGGGCAGCUGCACAUGGACAAAUCGCUGUUGUUGAGUUUCUGCUCCAGAAUGCUGCUGACCCCAACCUCUUGGCCAAAGGGAGGGAAAGCGCAUUGUCCUUGGCCUGCAGUAAGGGAUACACUGAUAUUGUGAAGAUGCUCAUCGACUGUGGUGUUGAUGUCAACGAAUAUGACUGGAAUGGAGGAGCCCCUCUGCUGUACGCUGUCCACGGGAACCAUGUGCGCUGUGUUGAAAUCUUGUUAGAAAGCGGUGCUGAUCCUACCAUAGAGUCAGAUUCUGGAUUCAAUGCAAUGGACAUGGCCGUGGCUAUGGGACACCGGAAUGUUCAACAGGUGAUGGAGGCGCACUUACUGAAGUUACUGAUGGGAAUCAGAGAAUGAACUGUGAAACUCGAGGAAAACAACACUCAAGGGACAUUACUUGUCUCCGGACAAUCAUGUAGCCAACAGGAAUACUUUGUUCCAUUAAAAGAUGUUUCAACAGCAUUAUUUUUUUCGGGCAUGGUGCGCAUAACGGUUUGUGCUGUGUGAAUUUAAAUUUUUUCUCUGUGUACUGUUUUACUUACAUUUUUCACAAAGAAUGUGGAGUAGCACAUUUUUAUCAGGGUACACUGACAUGUCAGAAAACAAAAAUGUAAAGUUCACAACCCAGCAUGCACUGCACUUCUGUAAUUUGCUGCUUAAUUAGCAGUGCAGUUAUUUUUUGCUCUCCAACUAAGCAUGGUGGCACUGUUUUGACCUCAUGAUAAUGGAUAUUACAUUAACUUACUAACCAUAAUAAUGAACAGUUUUCAAUAGUAACAUAAUUUUACUGUUGAUUUGGCCCAUGUUGAUUCUGUCUGCUUUUCAUAUGGUGAAUAUUUCAGACUCACUUGUCCUUCCUGAAGAAUGGAGUGGACUGCAACGCCGUUUACUAUAACGCACAGGGCAGACUGUGCUUUUAUGCUGCUGCCGCGCUGUUAAAUUAACUCUGAAUGUCUUUGUGUCAUUUGUACUUGGUUUAUUUAUUUCAAUAAUUGAAACAUUGUGUUGUGCUGUGAUAAGAUCAUCAUAAUGAUGUAAAUGUCUUUGUCUGUAUAACUCUCACACCUCAUGGUCGCGUGGUUGUUGUGGUGCUGUUUGCCACCUUAUGACGGUGCUUUUGUUUUAUACCAUGACUUGUACUCACCUCAGAAUCAGCCAUCGCUCUGUUGCAGAUAUUUAUGGAAAAAUGGUCAAAGUUUGGAUCACUGAAUUGAAGCAGUUAUUUAAUUAAAAUGCCCUUUUAAAUCAA